GAGCAGAUCUGACUCCACUCGUUCGCGUGCCUUGCUCUGCUUCCUUUGCAACCAUGUCUGACAAACCCGAUAUGGCUGAGAUUGAGAAAUUCAAUAAGUCGAAAUUGAAGACGACAGAAACGCAAGAGAAAAAUCCACUGCUUUCAAAAGAAACGAUUGAACAGGAGAAGCAAGCAGGCGAAUCGUAAUGGGUCACGCACCACCGAUAGGCACUGUACAUUCCACAAGCAUUGCAUUCUUAUUUUACUUCUUUUAGCUGUUUAACUUUGUAAGA
Molecule: messenger RNA, 274 nt
Organism: Rhinolophus ferrumequinum (greater horseshoe bat)
Lineage: Eukaryota; Metazoa; Chordata; Mammalia; Chiroptera; Rhinolophidae
Product: thymosin beta-4-like
Exons: 1
Coding region: 54-188 (44 amino acids)
Biological process (GO): actin filament organization; regulation of cell migration
Cellular component (GO): cytoplasm
Molecular function (GO): actin monomer binding
Source: RefSeq, a predicted model, not a curated record